AUGGGUAUCUGCAUAUCCUCUGAAUCUUCAGCGAUUCAUGGAGCGCCUGAAGAAGCUCGUGAUGAAAAUGUAUUAGUACUGUUUGAAGCAACCAAGGUUCUAAGGGGACUUUGCUCUGCUUACACUAAACAAGGUAGCAAAGGAUUCAACCAAGAUGCUGCAACCCUUUGUCAGGGUUAUGGGACAACAAACGUAGCAUUUUGUGGUGUUUUUGAUGGGCAUGGAAGGAAUGGUCACAUAGUGAGCAAAAUAGUAAAUAGCCGUUUGUGUCCACUCAUACUGAACCAAAAGAAAGUGCAUGCAAAGAUUGAUAAAAGGAACAUCCGAAACCAUGUGGGCACUGUUGAAGACGACUCAUCGGCUAUACUAAACAAGAAUUUUGAGGAAUGGAAAGAAGCCAUUCUUGAUGGUUUCAGGGUGAUGGACAAGGAGGUGAAGCUACAAGAGAAUCUGGACUGCUCUUGCAGUGGAACUACGGCUGUAGUUGUCAUAAGACAGGGUGAGGAUCUUGUCAUAGCUAACCUUGGUGACUCAAGAGCAAUCAUGGGGACCAUCUCCGAGGGUGAAAUCAUGCCCAUUCAAUUGACCACGGAUAUGAAACCUGGAUUACCUUGCGAAUCAGAACGGAUAAGAAGUUGCAACGGCCGUGUAUUUGCGUUGAAGGAAGAACCACACAUCCAACGAGUGUGGUUACCCAAUGAGAACUCCCCAGGUCUAGCCAUGUCUCGGGCUUUUGGAGAUUUCAUGCUAAAAGACCACGGUAUCAUUGCCAUCCCAGAUAUUUCGCAUCGCACCCUGACAUCUAGCGACCAAUUUAUUGUUCUUGCAAGUGAUGGGGUGUGGGAUGUUCUGAGCAACAAGGAGGUUUCCUCAAUUGUGUGGGCAGCAGAUACUGAAAAAGAAGCAGCAAGGGCUGUGGUGGAAGCAGCAACUUUAGCAUGGAAAAACAAGUAUCCAUCUUCUAAGGUAGAUGACUGCACUGUGGUUUGCCUCUUUCUCCAGAAGAAACCACAGUUCCUCCCUGUCAAAAAUGGAAAUCCCUGA
Molecule: messenger RNA, 1044 nt
Organism: Sphenostylis stenocarpa
Lineage: Eukaryota; Viridiplantae; Streptophyta; Magnoliopsida; Fabales; Fabaceae
Source: the annotation of a GenBank genome assembly